GUGAGAGUCAACCUCGGCGCCGGGGAGUCGGAGUUGUCAUCGCCUCCGAGACUCCGCCUCGAUGACCUCCUGUGGCAUGACGUCCGCAUUUCCCGAAGCACCGCCGACAUGUCCCUCACGAUCGACAACAUACAUACGACCAGACUGACGCUUCCCGGCCGGUUCCACGAGCUGAACAUCCACUACGGCGUGUUCCUGGGGGGGAUGGGGGACUUCACAGAGGUGUUCCUGGGGCUUCUCGACAACUUCCGAGGAUGCUUGGAUCAGGUGGUGUACAACGGGCUGGACGUCUUCCGGGAGGUGCAGGAGGACCCGAAGUCAGCUGACGUGUACGGCGUGGAGUGGAUGUGUUCGGACGAGUUCGACGCUCCUGCCGACACAGCCAUUAGCUUCAUUAAACAGGGGGCUUAUGUGGCCUUCCAGGACUCCUACCCAAGGACGGGGGGAUCUAUCAGGAUGGAGGUCAAGACGCAGAAGGAGAACGCGCUGCUCAUGUAUAAUACGGGGCCUCCGUCUAGAUCUGAUUUUAUUGCUCUGGAGAUCCACGAGGGGAAACCGAGACUGGUCUUGGACAAGGGAAACGGAGCUGUCGGUCUCAACAGCACCAUCUACAUCAGCGACGGCGUGUGGCACCAUCUGGAGGCCCACUUCAAACCGACGUACAUGGAACUUAACGUAGACGACCACAUUGAGGACCAGCCCACGCACAUCGGCGAGAAUAAGUUCUUUGACCUCUCCGGGUACCUUUUCGUGGGCGGAGUCGAGGUCAACAAGCAGGCGAGGGCGGUCAAGCAGGGAGCCAGGAACGGGGAUAAAAGCCUCGAGGGAUGCAUCCAGAACCUGUUCGUGGGCGAGCGAAGACUCAGCAUCCGGGAAUCUCGGGUCACCCUGGGCAUCAAGGCAGACUGCAACUGGGCAUACCCUUGCUUGAAGAACCCCUGCGUGGAUGGUGCCCGUUGCGUGCAGGAGGGUACGGAUGGGUUCAAGUGCGAGUGCGAUUUGGCCCUUUGCGUGCGCCAGAACUUCACGACGGCGUAUAAGGUGUUCACGAAGACCACGCUGCCGUUCAAUCUGGAGAUCCUCAGCCUCACGCCCAUGGAGGUGCAGGAAGGAGGCCAGGCUCUGAUUACCUCACAUCACCUCCACCUUGUCCUCGACUAUGAGAAGUACGGCGUAAGGGAAUCCGGCGUGCACUUCCACGUGAUCACGCCCCCCUCCCGAGGCCGCCUGGACGUCGACCUCCCGCGGCGACCCGAGGACACCAUCUUCACCCUCCUGGACCUCAACGACGACCGCGUGACCUACAUCCACGACGGUUCGGAGACGACUGAGGACUCCAUCGUGCUCGAGCUGGAGUUCGUGACGCGCUCGGGUUACAUCCUCCCGUCGUAUCUGCAGUCUCGCCACCGCUUCGUCCUCCCCGUCAGGAUCAUCAGCAAGAACGACGCCCCGCAGAUUAAACUCCCGCCGGGGAAGGUCCUCCGGCUGGCGGCGGGGACGGCGAUAACACUCACGACGAAUAUAAUCUCCGUGGAAGAUAACGACAGCGCGCCCGAGAAGCUGAGGAUCUCGGUGCUGAACCUGAACGACCCCGCCGGCGGCUACAUCCAGCACUCGCAGGCGCCGGGCGAGCCCAUCCACGCGUUCACAGUGGCCGACCUGAACGGCGGCCUGGUUUCGUACGUGCACCGCGGCGAGCCCAACACCAAGAUCGUGCUCCGCGUCUCGGACGGGAUCGAGACCAGCGACUCGGCGAUCCUGCGCGUGGCCGCCUUCGAGCUGCAGGUGUACCUCAUCAACAACACGGGGCUGAGCAUGACGCACAGCAGCUGGGCGCUCAUCACGCCGCACAACCUCUCGUACACGACCAACGUGCCCGAGCAGGAGCUCGAGAUCCGCUUCGACAUCUCGGAGAUGCCGCGCUUCGGCGCCGUGCAGCGGGCCCCCGGGAACGACCGCUGGCAGAACGUUAACCAGUUCAGUAGUCGGCAGCUGGAGAAGGAGAAGAUCCGCUACCGACACACCGACAAGGAGCCGACCGUGGACGAGUUCCGCUUCCGAAUCACGGCCGGCGAGCGCAAGUUCUCGACGGAGUACACGUUCCGCAUCAACUUCGUGGCCAUCACGGUGGACGUCGUGCGCAACGCCGAGUUGCUCAUCGACAGGAUUCAGGAGAGCUUCAUCUCCGAGGGCUUCCUGCAGACCGUGACCAAGCCGGACCCGGCGCCCAGCAGCGAGAUCGUCUACAGCAUCAUCGUCGCGCCGAUGUUCGGCUCGAUUUUCUUGAGUUCGGGCGACCUGACGCGGCACCAGCAGCUGGAGAAGGGCUCCACGUUCACGCAGGAGGACAUCGCCAAGGGCAGGAUCAAGUACAAGCUGCACCGCAAGAGCUACUCGUCGCUCCACGACUCGUUCCAGUUCCAGGUGUCGAGCCAGGGCCGCAGCAGCGACGUGCACACCUUCAACAUCCGCCACACGCCCCCGUCCGUCGACGCGACCAUCGUCGUCGAGCGGCUGGACGUGCAGGAGGGCGCCCGCCAGAAGAUCACGCAGAAGUACCUGCACAUCGAGGUGGAGGACAUCGAGGACCUGAUCUACAACAUCACGUCCCCGCCGCGCCACGGGGCCAUCGACAUCCUAGACGAGUCCAUGAUCCUGCCCGAGCGGAGGAACGCCACCUACUUCACGUCCCGGGAGAUCCUGUCGGGCUCCGUGUUCUAUCAGCACGACGACUCCGAGUCGGCCAAGGACCGCUUCCACUUCGUCGCCCUCGCCGAGGACCCGGAGGUGGACUUCCAGUACGUGGGCGUCAUGCACUUCCGCAUCCUCACGAUCAACGACAACCACCCGGUGCGCGUCAUGGAGAAGGUGCUGAACGUGGUCACGGACAGCGAGCGGGUCGUCACGUCCAGCGACCUGCUGUACGUGGACCCCGACCUGGACACGCCGCCCACGCAGAUCCAGUACACGCGGCGCAAGAUCCCCAACGGCGACUUCUUCCACGUGGAGGAUAGGUCGGAGCCUGUCUACAUCUUCACGCAGGAGGACAUCAACCAGCGCAGGAUCGUGUUCCGCCACGACGGCCCCUCCUACGGGAAGGCCGUCAUCUCCGUCACCGACGGCCACCUGUCGUCCACGGGCAUCCUGGAGAUCGUGGCGUCCGAACCCUUCAUCGAGAUCGUCAACAACAGCGGCAUCAUCGUGCCCCGCGGCCAGCAGGCCGUCAUCUCCAACUACAACCUGAGCGUGGAGACCAACAUGAACGCGUGGGGCGCGGCCAUCGUGUUCCACGUGACCACGCCGCCGCGCUACGGCCGCCUCGUCACGCAGGGCCAGGCCAGCGCCAAGGUCUUCUCCGAGGCCGACCUCCAGAGCAUGACGCUCAAGUACGUGAAUAAGGGCGAGCCCAGCUUCAAGGACGAGUUCCGCUUCCGGGCGAGGAUUGGCGACACCACUUCGGAGGGCAUCUUCGAGAUCAAGGUCUACCCCGAGAGCUACUGGGAGCCGCUGGUCGUCCUCAACAACGCCACCGUCAGGGUGGAGGAGGGCUCGAGGGUGACCAUCGACCAGGCCGCCCUCAAGAUCAUGCACCCCAACAUCGCCCCGUCGGACAUCACUUACGUCAUCGUCCAGCGGCCUCAGAAUGGGUACCUGGAGGUCGACCUCGGCCAGACCACGCCCACGGAGUACGAGGACGAGGCCAGUCUCCUGAAGCCUGAGGUGAGCGUGUUCGACCAAGCGCUAAUUAACGAAGGUCGAGUCCAGUACGUAGGGAUCGGGACAAACGUGACGUCAGACCAUUUCGUCUUCGAUGUGACCAAUGGGAUCUCGAGUUUGUCCAGACUCGUCUAUAACAUACAGGUCAUUCCGAAGACCAUCUACCUCUCCGCCGGCGCCCUGCACGUGGACGAGGGCUCGCAGACCAUCGUGACCAUGGACGUGGUGCAGGUCCUGACGGAGUAUUACACCGACAAGAUCAAGCAGUACCUGGUGGCGGUGCAGCCGGCGGCGGGCCAGUUGGAGUUGGCCUCGAGGCCCGGACUCAGGGUCGAGGCCUUCACGCCGCUGCAGCUGGAGCAAGGGCUCAUCUCGUACGUUCACGACGGGAGUGAACGCCUGACGGACACGUUCAGUUUGGUGGCCGUGUCAGGUGUGCGUCAGAGUGCGCCUGCCCAGGUGAACGUCACGAUCAGGGGACUCAAUGACGAGGCGCCCUUCGUGGUGAAUAACACGGGGAUCGACAUCUGGGAGGGCGAUACCGUGGUCCUGACGAAGGAGAGUCUAGCGGCCAUGGACCCAGACACGCGGCCCGAGAACCUGAGCAUCAGCGUGGGGACCCCGGACAGCGGCUUCCUGGCCUGGACGUCCAACCUGAGCCGCCCGAUCACCUCCUUCACGCAAGCGGACGUCGAUGCGGGUCGAGUCUCCUUCAUCCAUACAGGCGGCCUCUCGGGGAUGUUCCGGUGGGAGGCGAGCGACCAGGUCCACGGUACCGGCUCCAACGUGUUCACCGUGUCUGCCCGAGCGCUGCACAUCAGCCUCGUGCGGAACGAGCAGCUGCACGUAUUCCCGAUGAUGCAGCAGCCGCUCUCGUCCGCCGUCUUGCUCGCCGUCACGAACGACUUCAACAUACAGAGGUCUUUGGUCUACGUGAUCCGCCAGGCGCCGUCCUUGGGACAGCUGCUCCUGGAGGAGGCGGGGGGCGUGCUAGUCCCAGUCGAUAACUUCACCCAACGUCACCUGAAUGACUCCCGCAUCAUCUUCGAGCACACGAGCCCCUUCUCCAAUCUCUCAGCGAGCGACAUGUUUGUCUUCGACGUGGAGACUCCGUUUGCAGAGCCACUGAAGAAUCAAGAGUUCCACAUCGGAAUAUCUGUUGCCAGUCCGCGUGGAGGAGGCCUCGAGCGCUAUCUCGGGCUGGCACCUCUCGUGGUGGCGGAAGGAGGGCAGGCGACUGUGAGGCAAGACAACCUGAACCUCUCUGCUGUCUUGGAAUUCAUCGAGACGUACCCAGGGGCUGGCGUAGCAGUGCGAUUCCCGCCACAGCUGAUCGCCACUGUCACUUCCACACCCGUGAAUGGCAUCUUCACACUGAGAGAGAGGAACAUGACUGAGGGCUACACCUUUACCGUUCGCGACAUCGAAAAAGGCCGUGUGCGGUAUGAACAUGAUCACAGUGACACCCUCACCGAUAGCCUAGGCUUCACUGUUCACCUUGCUGGAAAUGGCUCCUCUCCAGAUGUACUUCUCUUUAAUGGAUCACUAAACGUUAGUGUAACACCAGUUAAUGACCAACCCUUCUCAUUAGUCACCAGUGCUCCAGUUCUAUAUGUCGUGCACCGUCAGAAUGCAGUUAUCACCAACCACAGUCUACUCACCACAGACCCUGACAAUGUUCCAAAAGAUAUUGUGUAUGAACUCAUGAGCGCUCCUGACCAUGGGCGUCUUAUCCGGGUUGACAACUUCAGUGUAGCUGUUCAGUCUUUCUCGCAAGAAGAUGUGGAUGCUGGCAGGAUCCUUUAUGCUCAUGAUGGAACUAAUGGAUCAGCCCGUUUCUAUUUUAAAGUGUCAGAUGGGAAACACAACCCUAAAUAUUCAGUUUUUACCAUUGAAGUACAGCCACUCACUCUGGAGCUUGUAAACCAUACUGUAAUUCCCCUGAAACAAACUUCUACUGUAGCUUAUAUCAUGCCUCAUCAUCUUGCAGCCAACACAAAUGGCAACCGCAACCAUAUCUUCUAUAAUGUCACCAGAUCACCCAGAUUUGGUCGCUUGUAUAUGAAUGAUCAGGUGAUCCACACAUUUGGACAAAUCAAUGUUGACAAAGGAGAAGUACUGUAUAUGCAAACUGAUCUGACAGAACCAUCAGAUAAUUUUAGAAUAGAUCUUUGGACAUGGGAAGCAUCUAUUCGUGAUGUAGAAGUAAGGGUUGUGGUGACACCUCUUGUAGAAACGAAACCAUUGAUUGCAACAGUAGGUGGAAGAACCCGUCUCACAUUAGACCACCUGGAUGCUUCCCAACUGGCCACCAUUACAGGCAGCAAUCCUGUAUACAAGGUGAAAAAAAGACCGCGUUUUGGGAAGCUAAAGAAGAUCAGUCGGCGGACAAGGAGAUCGGGCAGGUCCUAUGAAGUUCAGGAUUUUACACAUGAAGACAUAAGGGCAGGACUUAUAUUUUAUAUUGCAAGGAAUCUCAAUCUGAGGGCUGAUGAGCCUCUGCAUGAUCAUGUCCACUACAUCCUUAAGGUACCAGCACCAGGAUUUCAGCCAGCAGAAGGAACACUCCGCCUUAGUUUGGUGGAGAGUAUGGAGGCUGGAGCGGCAUUAGAAGAAGGUGCAGGACCGCCAAGACAUCUGCGACCAGAAAUCCUCUCGCCUACGGGAGACAUUGAAGAUCCCUCAUCAAACUCUGAAACCUCAAGUUUAUUCCCUGGCAUUCCCAUGGAUUAUAUAAUUGUCAUUGUAGCCUCUGUUGGAGCUGUGAUGGCUGUUAUAGCUCUAAUGGUGCUGGUACGUUGUGCUACUCGUCGGCGACAUAGUGACAAGCGCAGUAAUGUUGGGAUAGAUGGAGACGUAGCCUCCCUACCCCCACCACUGCCAACUGAUUCACGUCCCAACUCCUUCAUGACAGACGAUAUGUCAGAGUUAGAGUGCCGACCCCCAGAACUACCAUCAUCCCCAAGGCCUGGCCGCCACCACCACUUACACAAUGGUGGCAGUGGUGGGAUGGGGCUGGCAGCACACCUCACAGAUUCCGAUGCCUCCUGGCCCCGUGACCCAUCUCGGGAGGUCUCACCGGCAGUGCCUCAGUGCAAGGUCACACCCCUCUGUGCGGACACGACGCCCAGGGAAAGUCCGUAUGACCCGCACUUGGCCGGUUAUCCCUAUGGUGUCAACACGGAGCAGGCGGAGGAGUGGGGCCUGUAUGAGAAGCACCAGCCUAGAACUACCAACCCGAUGCUCAGGAAGAACCAGUAUUGGGUGUAGCAAACUCUCUCGUUUCAGUUGUGCAGUGUCGCAGCAACUGCGUGUCAUGGUGCUAUUAUCUACUUCAUAAGAAAUCAAAUGUUGUGGAGGAAGAAAAACAUAGAUGUGUAUGCAUGAAUGAAGUGGAAAUUGUUUUGUGUUUACCUUUUGACUUGAAAAUAAUAUUGAAUAAAAUAAACUACAGACUGCAAUGAUUUUCGGAAGUUGUGUUUCAUAAAUGAAUUACAUGAUUUUCAUAUAAUCUCGAAUUUUUUGCAUGGUGUCCGAGAAACGUUGUGAAAAUUAUUCAAGACAUUUGUGGCAUUUGAUGACUGUGGCCUUGUACCACUCAUUGUGAUAGUGCUACUGGUAAUGAAUUCUUCAAUAUGAAAGUAUUAUUGUGGUUAUUUUGUGUUGGCUAUUUAUAUCUCGUGAUGGAAAAUCACCUAAGCCCAGUCCAUAUGUUCAAUAUGAUGGCUUAAUGAACAACUGGUUUGUUAGUGGACAUUGUGCGUUCUUCUGAGUGUUUUGUUUACGGUAAAGUGUUCAUGAUUCACAAACUGUAUAGUCGAAGGAAUACGCACAAUCGCCAUUGUGAAAUCUCCUCCAGUUACGUAUGUUCAUAAGUUCAAGGGCAUUG
Messenger RNA from Penaeus monodon (black tiger shrimp), 7606 nucleotides. RefSeq names its product chondroitin sulfate proteoglycan 4-like. The record is from RefSeq and is a predicted model, not a curated record. NCBI's taxonomy places the organism in Eukaryota, Metazoa, Arthropoda, Malacostraca, Decapoda, Penaeidae.